Molecule: messenger RNA, 1350 nt
Organism: Effrenium voratum
Lineage: Eukaryota; Dinophyceae; Suessiales; Symbiodiniaceae
Source: the annotation of a GenBank genome assembly
AUGGGCUCCAGCCAUAGCUCCAGCUCUGGCCGGGCCUCCCGCGACGCAGGCGCCGGAGCCGCCGGAGGCGCGGCAGUUCCCCGGAGCUCUGCGGGGAGCGGCGGGACCGCGGGGAACGAGGCGAAUGGGACGCCGGAGGCCAAGGCCUCCCUGUCGCUGCCUAUCCAGAACCGGAGGGUUUUGGCCCAGGCUGCGCCUGCCCCGGCGGCGGGGCCCCCACUGCUGCCGGUGCGCCGCACGCGGGGGGUGGUGCUGGAGCCGCCGGAGGUCCACUCUGCAGUGCCCACGUGGACCCCGUCUCCCGUGUCUCCAUCUUCUUCCAGCCCCACACGCACCCGCGCCUCACGGGUUCAUUUCGCCUCGCCCGUCACCGUGGUAGAGAUCUCCCCGCGCUCUUGGACGCGCUCCUCGCCGGCGAGCCCGGCCUCGCCGCAGAACCCCUCCCCGCGGUCACCCUCCCUGGGCUCCAGUGAAGGGAGCUUGGGGAGCGCGUCGCCUUGCCACGCGGCGCACGUAGUCCAGGACCAGCUUUUGGCGUCCCUGCAGAAGAAGCCUGAGGGCGCGGUGUGCUGUUUGGCAAGCCGCUCUGGUGGGCGCCAGGAGUCCUUUGAGGUGGACUACCAGGCCACCGUGAACUGCGCUGAGGCCGCGCGGAAGGCGAAGCUGCAGCAUUUCGUGAUGCUCUCGGCAGUCUGCGUGCAGCGUCCGUUGCUGGCCUUUCAAGAGGCGAAGCUGAAAGCGGAGGAGGAGCUCUGCGUUGAGGGGGAUAUGGCCUACUCCGUAGUGCGUCCGACAGCCUUCUUCAAGUCGCUCGUCAGUCAGGUGAAGGGCGUCAAAAGCGGCGCGCCCUUCGUCAUGUUCGGGGACGGAACCGAGGUCCGGUGCAAGCCCAUAAGCGAGGAGGACUUGGCGUCCUUCAUUGCGGACUGCUUCUGGGACCCGGCCAAGAAGAACCAGAUCCUGCCUAUUGGCGGCCCCGGCCGGGGCCCGAGAUCGGCCACCAUGCAGAACGACGAGGGUCGUAUCGUGGACCUGUACCUGCCGCGGAAGUGCUCCGAUGCUCGGCGAGCGGCUGGUAACGGGAGUUUUCGUAUGACGGUAGAGGAGAACGCCGCAAGGAACCACUGGUCAACCUGGAACCUGCCCCUCCCAAAGGCCACCAACCGGCUCAUCAAUGCCAAGGAGCACGGCGCGGUGCAGCUGAACGUUGCCCAGACCGACGACGAGGGCCGCUACUCUGGGGACUUCUACACCUUUGCGCUCGCAGGCUUCAUCCGCCAGCGCGGGGAGAGCGAUGCGUGCCUGAACCGGCUGCUCUACGAGAAGGGCCUUCUCACCUUCUCCAAGUGA